This is a messenger RNA of Castor canadensis (American beaver), 1116 nucleotides long. RefSeq names its product putative serpin A13. The record is from RefSeq and is a predicted model, not a curated record. Gene Ontology annotation, molecular function: serine-type endopeptidase inhibitor activity. NCBI's taxonomy places the organism in Eukaryota, Metazoa, Chordata, Mammalia, Rodentia, Castoridae.
AUGGAGGCUCCUCAGUGGUGGCCGCUGAUCACAGCAUGCAUGACUAUAAUUCAUUGCCUUGUCCUGGUUGACCAAGUUGCUUGUAAUCAAAUUGACCCCAGUCCCCAGGACAUCCCUCCCAGGCCAGUCCUGCCCUGCCACAAAAUCUCUGUGAGCAACAUAGACUUUGCCUUCAGCCUCUACAGACAGUUGGCUCUGGACACCCCAGGAGAGAACUUUCUCUUCUCCCCAGCAAGCAUCAACUUGGCCUUGGCCAAGCUUUCCCUUGGGGCCCCAAUAACCAGCAGAGCCCAGCUCCUGGAGAGCCUGGGGUUCAACCUUACCUUGGUGUCGGAGGCUGAGAUUCAGGACAGCUUCCGGGACCUGCUGCUCAGGCUCCCUGUUCAGGUGCCCCAGUUCCUCCUGACCACCGGCCAGCACAGGUUCAGCGGUCUGGGGGCCACACAGGACCUGGGGGAGGCCCAGAAACACAUUGCCGCCUACAUAGAGAAGCAGACCUGGGGGAGGCUAGGGACUUGGGGGCAGGACCUCAGGAAUGAAACCACAGUGGUUCUGGUGAAUCAUAUGCUCCUGAAAGCCAGGUGGGCGCAGCCCUUUGACCCUAGUGCCACCCGCCUGAGGGAGUUCUUUGUGGAUGAGCACAGGGCUGUGCAGGUCCCCAUGGUGAAGCAGAAGGCCCAUCAUUGCUUCCUGCGAGACCCUGAGCUGCAGUGCUCCGUGCUGCAGAUGGACCACACCGCUAACGCCACCACCUUCUUCGUCUUCCCUGACCGUGGCAAGCUGGGCCAGCUGGAAGGCGCACUGCUGCCUGAAACGCUGAUCAAGUGGGAUGGUCUGCUUGGGACGCAAGAAGUCGACUUCUAUUUCCCUAAAUUUUCCAUUUCUGGUACCUCCAGACUGGAGAUGUUCCUCCCUCAAGUGAACGUGGGUGGAGACUUUCCCAGGCAGCUUGGAUUGAAUGUGUCUAAAGACACCACCCCUGCCCCCAACAAGUCACCAUUCCAGCCAGAGGAUGACAAGGAAAGAGAUCAAAGAUGUGCAAGUUAUGUCCAGUGGCAAGUGCUGAGGCUGCCUGGGAGGCCAUUCCUGCUGUCAGGCCUGAGGACAGCUGUGUGA